AUGAAGUUCUCUUCAUCUUCUACUACUUCCUACACUUGGACAACCUUAAUCACAUUGGGAUGUCUUAUGCUUUGUGCCUCUUUGUCCGUUGCUCAACUUACCCCUACCUUUUACGACAAUUCGUGUCCUAACGUCACUAACAUUGUUAGAGAUACUAUUGUAGACGAGCUAAGAUCGGACCCUCGUAUCGCCGGGAGCAUCCUUCGUCUUCACUUCCACGACUGCUUUGUUAACGGUUGUGAUGCAUCGAUCUUGUUAGACAACACAACAUCAUUUCAAACAGAGAAAGAUGCGUUUGGAAACGCAAAUUCGGCUCGGGGAUUUCCAGUUAUUGAUAGAAUGAAAGCCGCAAUAGAGAGUGCUUGCCCGAGAACCGUUUCAUGCGCAGACAUGCUUACCAUUGCAGCUCAACAAUCUGUUACUUUGGCAGGAGGUCCUUCUUGGAAGGUUCCUUUGGGAAGAAGAGACAGCUUACAAGCAUUUUUGGAACUCGCUAAUAAAAAUCUUCCAGCUCCAACCUUAACACUUCCAGAACUUAAGGAAAACUUUAAAAAUGUUGGCCUUGAUCGUCCUUCUGAUCUUGUUGCUCUCUCAGGGGGUCACACAUUUGGUAAAAAUCAAUGUCGAUUUAUUAUGGACAGAUUAUACAACUUCAGCAACACCGGGUUACCUGACCCUACCCUCAACACUACUUACCUACAAACUCUUCGUGGACAAUGCCCUCAAGAUGGUAACCAAAGCGUCUUGGUGGAUUUCGAUUUGCGUACGCCUUUGGUGUUCGACAACAAAUACUACGUGAAUCUGAAAGAACAAAAAGGUCUUAUCCAAACCGAUCAAGAGUUGUUCUCUAGUCCUAAUGCCACAGACACGAUCCCCUUGGUGAGAUCUUAUGCUGAUGGCACACAAACAUUCUUUGAUGCGUUCGUGGAGGCGAUGAAUAGGAUGGGAAACAUUACACCGCUUACAGGAACUCAAGGACAAAUCAGGUUGAACUGUAGGGUGGUGAACUCCAACUCUCUACUCCAUGAUGUGGUGGAGAUUGUUGACUUUGUUAGCUCUAUGUGAGAAUCGUUGACACACGAAAUAUCUUGCUACCAGACUAUAUGUUAUAAAUAAGCCCUCUCAAGUUGUUACUUGAGCAGGAGAAGAUCUUUAUUGGUGUGCAUAGAGUAACUAUCUACGCAGUUCUCUGUUUUUUCUUUUUAAUAUUUGAU
Messenger RNA from Capsella rubella, 1214 nucleotides. Its product is annotated as peroxidase 33. Lineage: Eukaryota; Viridiplantae; Streptophyta; Magnoliopsida; Brassicales; Brassicaceae. Bases 1 to 1065 code for a protein of 354 amino acids. The transcript is spliced from 4 exons. The record is from RefSeq and is a predicted model, not a curated record. Gene Ontology annotation, biological process: hydrogen peroxide catabolic process; response to oxidative stress. Gene Ontology annotation, molecular function: peroxidase activity; heme binding.